This is a messenger RNA of Saccharomyces cerevisiae S288C, 930 nucleotides long. RefSeq names its product Elongator subunit IKI1 (gene IKI1). Gene Ontology annotation, cellular component: nucleus; cytoplasm; elongator holoenzyme complex. Gene Ontology annotation, biological process: tRNA wobble uridine modification. The record is from RefSeq and is marked reviewed. The transcript has a single exon. The coding region runs from base 1 to 930 and encodes 309 amino acids. Lineage: Eukaryota; Fungi; Ascomycota; Saccharomycetes; Saccharomycetales; Saccharomycetaceae.
AUGGCCAGUUCGUCACAUAACCCUGUCAUUCUUUUGAAAAGAAUCUUAUCGCUCACAGAAAGCUCCCCUUUCAUUUUGUGCUUAGAUUCUAUUGCCCAGACCUCAUACAAGCUCAUCCAAGAAUUCGUCCACCAGAGCAAGAGUAAAGGAAAUGAGUAUCCAAUUGUGUACAUUUCGUUCGAAACAGUGAAUAAACCAUCGUACUGUACUCAAUUUAUUGACGCUACGCAGAUGGAUUUUGUACAUUUAGUGAAACAAAUUAUAUCAUAUCUACCGGCUGCUACUGCCACACAGGCAAAAAAGCACAUGGUCAUUAUCGAUUCAUUGAACUAUAUUUCUACAGAAUACAUAACAAGGUUUUUGUCUGAGAUCGCCUCUCCUCACUGCACGAUGGUUGCGACUUAUCAUAAAGACAUCAAAGAUGAGAACCGUACGGUAAUACCUGAUUGGAAUAACAAUUAUCCUGAUAAGUUGACUUUACUGCAGUUUAUGGCCACUACAAUAGUAGAUAUUGAUGUGGUAUUAACAGGCACUCUCGAUACUGAGGAGGUGAGUGAAUUGUUAAACGAAUUUAGAAUUCCUCGCGGGUUAAAUAACGAUAUAUUUCAAUUACGACUUGUUAAUAAAAGAAAGUCCGGCAGGUCAUUGGAAUACGACUUCAUAGUAAAUUCAAACACCCACGAAUAUGAAUUAUUAUCAACCACUAAGCAAGAAGAGGAGAGCAGUAGUAACGGACUGGAGACACCCGAAAUGUUGCAAGGAUUAACAACAUUCAACCUAGGAACAUCCAACAAACAGAAGCUGGCCAAAGAUCAAGUCGCAUUGCCUUUUCUGGAGGCACAAAGCUUUGGACAAGGGGGUGCUAUUGUUUAUGAGUACGAAAAGGAUGACGAUUAUGAUGAAGAGGAUCCAUAUGAGGAUCCCUUUUAA